Centrocercus urophasianus (Greater sage-grouse) is the source of this 3725-nucleotide messenger RNA. RefSeq names its product proprotein convertase subtilisin/kexin type 2 (gene PCSK2). NCBI's taxonomy places the organism in Eukaryota, Metazoa, Chordata, Aves, Galliformes, Phasianidae. Gene Ontology annotation, biological process: protein processing. The transcript is spliced from 12 exons. The record is from RefSeq and is a predicted model, not a curated record. Gene Ontology annotation, molecular function: serine-type endopeptidase activity. Bases 1 to 1935 code for a protein of 644 amino acids. Gene Ontology annotation, cellular component: trans-Golgi network; Golgi membrane.
AUGCCGGUGGGGCCGGCGCUGCUGCUGCGAGGCGCCUUCGUCGUCCUCCUCCUCCUCGUCCUGCUGCUGCUCUCCCUCGGCUCCCCGGCCCGAGCAGCCGUCUACACCAACCAGUUCUUGGUGGAGCUGCACGGCGGGGACCAGGCGGAGGCCGAGCGGGUGGCGGCGGAUCACGGCUUCGGAGGGGUGCGCAAGCUCCCUUUUCUAGAUACUGGUUACUACUUCUAUCACAAUGGCAUUGCCAAGGCCAGAAGAAGACGAAGUCUUCACCAUAAGCUUCAUCUGGAAAAGGAUUCCAGGGUCAAGAAGGCUGUGCAGCAGGAAGGCUUCAGCAGAAGAAAGCGAGGAUAUAGGGACAUCAAUGACAUUGACAUCAACAUGAAUGAUCCUUUAUUUACGAAGCAGUGGUACUUGAUUAACACUGGUCAAGCAGAUGGGACGCCUGGACUUGAUCUUAAUGUAGCUGAGGCGUGGGAGCUGGGAUACACAGGGAAAGGAGUUACCAUAGGAAUUAUGGAUGAUGGAAUUGAUUAUCUGCAUCCUGAUCUUGCCUCUAAUUAUAAUGCCCAAGCUAGCUACGAUUUCAGCAGUAAUGAUCCCUACCCUUACCCCCGCUAUACAGAUGACUGGUUCAACAGCCACGGGACUCGAUGUGCAGGAGAGGUGUCUGCAGCUGCCAACAACAACAUCUGUGGUGUGGGAGUCGCCUACAACUCCAAGGUGGCAGGUAUUCGGAUGCUUGACCAGCCAUUUAUGACAGACAUUAUUGAGGCGUCCUCUAUCAGUCACAUGCCUCAGGUCAUAGAUAUCUACAGUGCCAGCUGGGGGCCAACUGAUAAUGGAAAGACUGUGGAUGGGCCUAGAGAGCUAACACUACAAGCAAUGGCAGACGGUGUGAACAAGGGCCGGGGAGGAAAAGGAAGCAUCUACGUCUGGGCCUCUGGAGAUGGGGGCAGCUACGAUGACUGCAACUGUGACGGUUAUGCAUCAAGUAUGUGGACAAUCUCCAUCAAUUCUGCAAUAAAUGAUGGACGGACUGCUCUGUAUGAUGAAAGCUGCUCUUCAACCCUAGCCUCCACAUUCAGUAAUGGGAGGAAGAGAAAUCCGGAGGCUGGCGUGGCUACAACAGACUUGUAUGGCAACUGCACCCUGCGUCACUCAGGAACGUCUGCAGCUGCCCCUGAAGCAGCAGGAGUGUUUGCCUUGGCGCUGGAGGCUAACUUGGAUCUGACCUGGAGAGACAUGCAGCAUCUGACAGUUCUCACCUCCAAAAGGAACCAGCUUCACGAUGAAGUUCAUCGGUGGCGUAGGAAUGGUGUUGGGCUGGAGUUCAAUCAUUUGUUUGGCUAUGGUGUCCUAGAUGCAGGAGCAAUGGUUAAGAUGGCAAAAGACUGGAAGACCGUUCCCGAGAGAUUCCACUGUGUUGGGGGGUCAAUACAGGAACCUGAAAAGAUACCACCAAGUGGCAAGUUAGUCCUCACACUUACAACUGAUGCUUGUGAGGGGAAGGAGAAUUUUGUCCGUUACCUUGAACACGUCCAAGCAGUUAUAACUGUGAAUUCAACUCGGCGAGGAGACCUCAACAUCAACAUGACCUCGCCAAUGGGAACGAAGUCCAUCCUACUGAGCCGACGUCCAAGGGAUGAUGACUCCAAGGUGGGUUUUGACAAAUGGCCUUUCAUGACCACGCACACUUGGGGAGAAGACCCCCGAGGCACCUGGGUUCUAGAGAUUGGGUUUAUUGGCGGUGCGCCGCAGCGGGGUGUGCUGAAGGAGUGGACACUGAUGCUGCACGGGACCCAGAGCGCACCAUACAUAGACCAAAUAGUAAAAGAUUAUCAGUCCAAACUGGCCAUGUCCAAGAAGGAAGAGCUGGAAGAAGAAUUAGAUGAAGCAGUGGAGAGAAGCCUGAAGAGUAUACUGAGCAAGAACUAGAGCUGUUCUGCAUGAGUGUCUUUCCUUUCCCAGAUCCUUCUGUUCACCUUUCUGCUAUCCAAACCUCUGUGUUAGACAUAUAACAAUGAUCGUCUCUGUAGCCAAAUUAUCACUUUCUUGAUUUUAAAGUCUUAUAUAUUGUCAAUAAUUAUUUUAAUCACCACCAAAGCAAUCAUUUUUUUACUCUAAACCACAAAUAUAUUGUCCCCCACCAAAUAACUAUGUACAGUUUGUGACUGUAAAUGAUUUUUCUUUUGUGUCAUACAAAUAGGUAAUACCUGUAAACAUGCCAAUAGCUAUUCCCUUCAUAUUUUUGUGGUAUCUGUUGUUUGUAUUUAAAAAAAAAACAACAAAAAAAGUGAAUUUUAAUAUAGGCUGUUGAUGAUAAUGGGUGCAUUUUAAAAAAUUAUUGUGAAAGAGGGAAUUUACAAAGAGGUUGGCUGGAGAGGUCUUUGAAUGUCUAACAGCUCCUUUUGAAUCAUGGGCUUCUGUGGGAACUUCCCCACUGAGUUCAACCAAAAUAGCACUAGACCCUAGAAAAAGAGAUGAUCUAGAGAUGAAAAAUUUUCAGUCCAAUUUUUGGAAACCGGUUUUAGAGUUUUCUUUAGUAUAAACACAUAGACAGUAUACACAUUAGCACUUCAGCCACAGAAUGGUUCUGCAACAAGCAUGCAAUUGGGAAGGCAAGGCAAUGCUAGGGCCAGGUGAUAAAGGGAAGUGCAUUGCAAACAGUCAGGGCAUUCUAGAAGCACAAAUUUCAGAGCGGGUUGUUUUUUGUUAUUAUUAUGUUGUUAAUUUAGAUCAGCUUACCAUCUUACAGUGGUAUGAGUACGUAGGGAAUGAUCUGUAAGGUUUCUUGCAACCUGUGUGCCAAAGUGCAUCUGUCCACCUCUAUACUUAAUGCUCUAUACUACAGCAGCAGAAGAUGCAGCCAUCUCAGCAUUUCCAAUCUCAGACCCCUGUUUUCUGGGGUUUUCAGCCUGGCUGUCAGCAAAUUGCUGUGGGAAAUAAGAAAAACGCAGCUUGAGUCCCCAAACCAUUUUAAUUCAAAUUUCACUUUUAAAAAUAGAGAUUUGUUAUUUUUGUGUUAUACAAAUAUAUUUAAGGAGAAAAAUAUGCCUAUGUAAUUUAUGUGUAAUGCAACGUUGGCCUUCUUCGGAAAAUAAAAUAUAGUGCAUUUGGGAAGAUUUGUCAGUAAUUCUUGCUUUUGGUGUCAGUCCCACCUUCAGCUUUCACACGUAAGUCUGUCUCACCUGCCUUGGGGUCUGCUCUGGCUGUUGCCACAUCACGCUCCCCUCUGUGUGGACUCAAGGUAACAACCACUACAGGUUCUCAAGUGUGAGAGCCCAAAUUGAACGUCUGAGAAAUAAAGGGUCUUGAUUCUGCAAGUACUGCACUCACAGUAACAGCAGCAGACCUACUGAAGCAUUGAUGUGAAGCAGGUGCUUAAGAUGUCGGAAGGAUCCAACAUCCACUGCUUAGACAUUCACUGUUUUGGCAGUGACUGGUUUCAGAGUUUUAUUAUGUAUUUUUAAUAUACAGAGUAUUCAUCUAAAUUGUUUUACUAAGAAUCUUCCUGGUUAAUCAGGUGUGCAGUGGCAGAAACAUAGUAAGCAAAUAAAUAUUUAUCUAAUAAAUUAAAAAUGUAACCCAAAGGUUAUAUGGUGCGUACGUUUCACUUAAAAAUGUAUAACUUCUUGUUACUUCAAGUGAAUAUCCAUCUUCUAUCCUUCCAUCAGGCCUGUUCUUUCCUUUCCAAAUACAAAUGCAAAAUAAAGAGCUAAAUCUAC